AUGCUCAAGAGUUCAUACUAUGAGAAAAUGUCCUUGAAAACAUUAUUUCUAACGCUCUUAGGGCUUGCUGUUACGGUCCAGUCGCUCCCUGGUGCUGGGCCUGCAGAUAAAAGGGCGUUGAAUGCCGCUGCGGAAAGGGGCGGAUUCAAACGAUUCACCUGGGUAACUGAUCGCCUCCGCGACGGCGACAGACUCGCGCGUGCCUCUGCCCCCUACUACAACGACAAUGACGCGGACCACAAGUUGACCGAGGAGUCGAUCAAGUUCCUACAGGAGCAAAAGAUAACUCACGUCAUUAGUCUCAACCACAAGGCUCACACUCCAGAGAUCUCCAACGCUCUUCGCUGGGCGGGCAUUGCCUACACGCCACUGCCUGUCGAGGACUACGGCAACCCAACGUCCAAGGACUUCCGCAAGGCCUACAAAGCCUUCGACAGGCACCGCACAGGAACGCUGGUCUGGUGCGGCUACGGACAUGGCCGAACCGGGACAAUGAUAUCAGCCCUGCAGGCGUACACCGAGGCGGAGAAGACAUUGCCUCAGCCACUCACACGUGCCGACUACGACGCAAACCACGUCGAGAAACCCGGGCAGCGAAACACGCUGAACCAGCUCCAGUGGGAUCUGGGGAUACUGUCGGAGCUGCCGCCCCUCGAGGCGUUUGGCGAGGAUGGCGAGCCGCCCGCCAAGAAGCCCCGUCUCGCCUCGGCGGCAGACGCAAUAUUCGGCCUCACCCCGUGGCAAACCUUUGACAGCCUCCUCGAAACUGAGGGCCCCGCCCCCGAGGAUCUGAUCUCGGACGCCGACUUGAGAAGCUUCUUCGACCAGAUGCUCACGGAAUAUCCGCCCAUCCCGUCGCCGCCACAGACGGACGUGUGCGUAGCAUCUCUUUCCGCCGACGAGCAGGCCAUCUGGGAGUCGCUUGAAGCAUACGGGCCGGUAGGCUCCAUGAGCGAAGCGCAAGUACAACAGGUCCUCAACGAAAUCAUGGUCGAGUACCCGGCAGCGGAAGCCAGUGUCACCGGUGGCAGCUGUGCCAACGGCGCGGGCGCCUUUGGUGACGCAGACCUGAUGGCCUUGCUAGACACGCUUCCCGUCGUUGCAGAGACGGAGCUCCUGGCCGCGGAUGCAGGGACGACUGCCGGCGUCGAGGCUGGUGUCGAAGCCUUGGGAGACGAAGAUAUCUUGGCUAUGUUGGAGGCUGCCCCCGCGGCUGUUGAGGAACCACUUCUGCUAGAGGCACUCGCUGAAGAGGCUGUAGGAUCGUCCUUGCUUGAGUCCCUUGUCAAGGCGGCAUUGGAACUUCACUUUGUGCCUCGUGCCUUGGGGAGCCUGUAG
Molecule: messenger RNA, 1338 nt
Organism: Metarhizium album ARSEF 1941
Lineage: Eukaryota; Fungi; Ascomycota; Sordariomycetes; Hypocreales; Clavicipitaceae
Product: protein-tyrosine phosphatase
Exons: 2
Coding region: 1-1338 (445 amino acids)
Source: RefSeq, a predicted model, not a curated record